GUCACUCUUUUUGGAAAACCUAAACAAAAGGACUUGUUUUUACGAAGCGUGUAUAGUAGGUCAAGAGUCUAUAAUAUGUUUUGAAUAGUCAGUUAGAUAACCAUUUUCGAAGUGUUUUAAUAGUGAACGGACAUACACGUGAAAACGGAAAAGCUGGACAUAAUUUAAUUACAGUUAUAACAGGUGCGGAUCAAAGUAUGUCAGACAUUAUUGCCAAAACACAACGACUGAGCACUACGGAAUCAAGUGAAGACAGUCAGAGCUUUAUGUCGGCCGAUACCAGUAUUGGAAGUGAUGAAUACAUAGAAGAUAUCCUUUGGUUCGAAUGGAACGAUGACCAGGCUCUUCGGGAUCAUCUAUCUCGACAUGGUACAAGAAACAUCGCAUCCCUUUUAGACGACAGCCUUGAAGCAUGGAAAAGAAAGUCGGUAAAUAUAGCUGUCAUUGGGCAAAGCGGGAAAGGGAAAUCAAGUCUUAUCAAUGCACUCAGAGGUUUAACUGAAGCAGAUAAAGAUGCAGCUGCAGUCGGAGAGCAGGAAACAACCAGAAAAUGCACCCCGUAUAGCCAUCCUAAAUAUAAUAAUAUUAUGUAUUGGGAUAUUCCAGGAUGCAGUAAAGAAACUUUUGAAAAGAAGAAAUAUUUGCAACAAAUCAAUUAUAGGUAUUACGAUUAUUUUCUUAUUGUUUCUUCUGAAAGAUUCCUUGAAGCGGACAUUUGGCUGGCAAAGGAACUAAUGGAGAAAGGGAAGAGAGACAGAUGCUACUUCAUCAGGUCCAAAGUCGACAUUGAUAUGGCCAGUCGUAGAAGAAGAGCAAUGCUACAAAACGAAAUAUUUGAUGAAAGGCAGGCAUUUCAAGACUUUCAAGUAGUAGUCAAAGCCGAUAUGUUUAAGGCAUUGGGCGAUAGUACACCCUUUCAAUUAUUUCUUUUAUCAAGCCAUUUCCCAAAUAGAUACGAAUUCCAAAACCUUCAAGUGAAGUUAGUUGUGGAUGCACUUGCCGAGAAAAGGUUUUCAUUAGCUUUUGGAAUGAACAGCUUGGCACAGCCGUUACUGGAUUACAAGAGACGGGUACUUAGUGACCGGCGGAAGAAAGUUGCACUACAAGCGUGCAGUUGCAUGCCCGAAACCCCCAGUGGUUUAAAGAUCGUAAGUACCAGGCUUCCUUCUAUCAAUGCCGAAUUGGAAUUCUACAAGGAACAACUCUCUUUGGAUGAUACUGGCCUAAACACGGUUGCUUGUAGAGCGGGAGUUACCGUUCAAGACCUGAGGAGAACAGUUGAAUUGAAUGCACCAGUCUUGUCUGACUCAGAAAUAAGUAACAUUUUAUUAGAAAAGUACAGAUAUUACCUUGAAAAAGAAGGCAAGAAACCUCUUGGUAAAACGAAGUUAUUUUUCACUGGACAGCAGAAAAUUGCAUUCAAAGCAAUCAGCAAAUUUCUAGAUGAACAAAUGAACACCUAUAUUAAGGAUACAGACAAACUGAUAGACUAUGUAAAGACAACGACAGAAAACAAUACAGUGUAGAGUAUUAUAUAACUAAAUAGAUAUCAAAUAUGCACAUGCACAUGAUAUUCAAACAUUUCUUUCUUUUCUUUCAAAAUAAUUUGUGUGCAUAUGCAACCGUGCAACGCGUCAAGGAACACUGUACGUUUGAUUAAAUGUAAGUUUUCGAAAUUGAAACAGAAUCUAUUUGAAAGACUGCUCUUUAAAUUAGCAACCUGAUAUUGAUUACAAAACUCCACAAGGUAAAACUAUGUCGAAAUCAUGAAACAUCAUUCUUUCUUAUAUCAGCAGGAAUUACCGUUUAAGUCCUGAAAGAAAAUGUUGCCUUGAAAGCAGACAUGUCGUAUGAUGAAAUCUUACAUUUUUAUCAAAAGGCACGGCCACUUUUUUAUAGGAACCUGCACCAAUGUUUGGUCUGUACACUAUAUGGAAUGUAUACAUGCCUUUUUUUUUCUAAUCAAACUGUAGUUCCACUGAUCACAUGUAGAAUAUGCUUGCAGAUUAGGUAGCAGCCACCAUAGUAGUAGUAAUAUAAAUAUUCCCAAGGUAGUGAACCCGUAAUGACAAUCAGCAAAAACGUAUUUUCUGUAUUUCAAAGCGGCAUUUUUCGGGAUUUUACGAAAUGGUAUUUAUUUUACGCCUAAAGAAUACCGAAUUACGUAACGAAAAUACAUAAUCGCACAGAAAUUGCCGAGUGUCAUUACAGGUCUACUAAUUUGUAUGUAUUCCACACUGUAUGUAGAAAUAGAUGAUUCAGAAGAAGAAACAUGGAACUGUCAUACAGGAAAAACAUCUAUAUCUUUGAAGGUAAAAAUUUGUCAAAAAGAAUAUCUCAUGAUAUUGAAAUUACAAUACUUUGAUUUUUUGAAUUUAUUGAAGAACUUUAUUUUAUUAUGCCCUAAAACUUAUUGUCGUUGAUCAUUGCAAUGAAUGUAUUUAGACAAGAAGUAUGCAAGACACCGCUAGAUGAUAUAGUACUAAAGUUUUCAUAGAAAUGCUGUAAGUGGAUAAAUAUAUCAUAUCGAAUCCAAAUUUCAAAACCUUCAUUGGUAGACGAUUGUUCUUAUUUUUAUAAUUAUUUUUAGAAUUGAAAAAGUAAAUGUUACCCAUUGUUUAAAAAUGAUACUGUUGUAUAUAAUUUUAUAUUAAUAUAUUAUAUCAUUUUAAAUCCAAAACAAAGUGGUGCCACUCAAUGUUAAAUAGAAUGCCUUUAAAUCGAAAAUAUUUGUGUUGUACGUUUUGUAUAAACAAUAUAGUAAUAUGUUACAUUUGACAUAAAUGAUUGGCCUCUCUUUAAAAGUACUUUAAUACCUUUUUUGUUAAAAGUAGUUUCACAAAUGUGACAUUUUCUCAAUUUAUCAUGCGCCGAUUAUUCCCAUUUUGCUGCUUUGCUAGCCAAUAUUAAUUUUAAUUAUUGACCGCAGAGCUAACACACGUAUACAAUAAUGACAAUUUACAGUGGCUACCAUGUUGAAUAUCAGUAUCGAUAUCAGUAUACAUGGUAUAUUCCUUGUUGUUUGCUACAUUCUAAGGAAACACAACAAUAAACAUGUUUUGUGCAUUAGACUUGGUAUGUUUUGUUUCAUUUUAAAUUGUACAUUCUCAGAAUCGAUAUAGUCCGUUCUGUCAAGUCUUCCAUAAAAAUGACAGAUAUUUUCAAUCUGCGUGCUAAAUUCGUUCUUAUAAUGUUAAAUUAAUAAACACACCACGGAAACUAACAAACAUCGUCAACUUUUUAUGGAUACAUAAUUUGUAGUAAUAUGACAUGAUAUGUAUAAUGUCAUGGCAACAUACGUAUUAAAGACAAGGAGAAUUCGAUGUUGUCCGCCAUAAGACAAUAGUGUUUAUACUAACGAUUUGUUUUUUUCUUUUGGCGAGUAUUGCCUUAUGGCUGACAGUUUAUAAAAAUGUUCAUUAAUAAUCAGAUUCUAUUACUAUUAAUAUACAGAUAUGUAUUGUAUAAUUAUGUAAAUAAUAAUAUAUCACAAUGCCGAAAAGAGGAGCUUAUUCGAGGGUUGAGGGUGAACGAGGUCUUAGUGCAUAUAGUGGCGUUUUAGGAAUAAGAAUAAAACGGAUUCCGGGAAACGUCAUAUACAAGGUGUCACAAAAUAUGAGUUACCAUUUUGUAUACCUAUAUUGUCUAUACACAUCUGUAAAAAUUAUUAGUUACACAGCUUGUUGGUGACAGGAUACGGGAUAUACGCUGUCGUGGAAAUCGCCUGAUAUGGCUUUCCUCGACAACGUAUUUCCCGUAUCCUGUCACCAACAAGCUGUGUAACGAUUUUAUCUUGCCGACUUCCCUUUACUUACAUACUAUAAUCUAAUACUUUGUAAAUUAACAAAGCGGCAGCCAUUUUUUAAUCAAAAUUCAUAUCUGAAAUGUACUAGCAGGAUAUGGAAUAUAUCCUGUCUCCACGUGACGUCUAUUGACCAAUAGAAAUGAAAGAAACUUGUAGGAGGCUAGAUGAAAUGUUAUCAGACAGAGUUAUCUUAUUGUGCACACUUUUGAAUUUCGUUUGAUAUAUAACAUGUAUAUAUUUUACACUCAAUAACGAUAGUGUUUUUCAUCAAAACAUUUUCUGGUUAUUAUCAUUUUUGACUUUAUCAGACUGACUACUAAACAUGAAACCAAAGUACGGAACACAAAAAAUUAAUUCAACUUUUUGUGUAAACUAAUUAUAAGAUAUGCAUUCCUCAGCAAACUUGAUGUCUUUUUAUUUCAGAUACAAAGCUCUUUUUCAAAUAAGCAUAUCCUUUGAGUCCACAGAGACAUAUUUAGAUAUGCUGAACCAAUCAUAUGUUUAAGUAAUGAAUUUUACAGCAGAUAAUAGAAAGAUAUAGAAAAGUCAAUUUACAAUUUUACUAGAUCACAAAAGAUGAAAGUAUGCUACGUAUUUGUGUAUACAUAAGAAAAGAUUUUAUAUCGAGUCUCUUUUGUAUAAAGAAUAGAUAUUUCAUGUAGUUUCAUUUUGUAUUCACAAUGUAUCAUUUUGUUAAAUAUUAUAUCCCAUUUAUGUUUUUAAGUUUUGCCUCGUGAAGUCAUAUUUCUGAUUAAACUGAUAGCAUAUAAUUAAUGUAUACCAGUUAACAUAUUUAACUCAACGAAAUUAUAAACAUUAUAAACAUUUAUACAAACUUGGCUUUCAAUUUCGAACAUGUUACCACUGUUUGAAUUUAGAACAGUCACACUUAGGUUUUCUGUAGUAAGCCAUUUACUAGAAUAAGUCAAAAGUUUUCCCGCCGCCAAAAAUGUAUUUUCAGAUCAGUCAUAAUGAAUGCCUUUUUUAUUGUGAGCAAUAUUUUGUGAGCUAAUGAUCUCAAAAACAAUUUGGGUCAUCUACAGGUCAUGGCAAUCUAAAUAUAUUAAAUUAUAUCCUAAAAAAUUCUAAUAUCUAUAGUUUAUGCAAACUAACCACACUUUCCUAACCAGAAGAAACAAACUUUACAUAUCUCUAUAUAUCAAAGGUUAUCAUCUCACUUAACAGCUGGUUAAUUGUUUACAUGUUAUGUACGCAGAUAUUGAUGAGGUCAUACACAUCAACCUGUUUUUACAAUUUAAUAUCAAGAAAAAAACAUAAUUCCACAAAUCUCCGAUAAUCGUGGUAAUCCUUCAUCACCACCAAAUUAUAAAAUACUUGUAUCUAAGUCAAAUGUACCACAUGAAAGGCGAAAACUGUAGAAAUAAAAAUGUAAACAAAAGGAUCGUGUGAAUUAGGUCACGGUCACCCGAAAAGGUCGUAACUUACGGUGUGUUACGAAAAUGGCCGAAACUUGACACGUGACCCAAGUAUUUUUUCUUAUUUUUUUUUUAAAUAAUAAAAUAUAUAAAUAUAAAUAGAUGAUUUAUCAUUUAAAUAAAGUAUUAGUGUAUCACGCAUCUACGAAUAAAAAAAUCUGUACAGGAUCGAAAACCUGUCACGUGACUUGCUCCAUGACCAACACGCGAAAAACAAUUAGCAUACCAAUAAACCCGCCGUCAGGAAACGAAAUAACCACACGUACGAACAAUGAAAAUUAAAUAACAAAUAUGUCCAAACCUACGUAUCCUGAACCCACGAUGAGCAACGUUAGAUUUAGUAAAUAAUGUCAUUUGUUAUGUACAAUAUUUUUGCAUGAAAUAAAUAUAACUGCAUACUACGUUUUCAAUGUCAUUGAUGAAUAUUUCUUUGUUGUGAUGUAACUUUAUUCUUGUAGUGGUAUACUAAAGAGAAAAAUACUUAUUUGGAUAUACAGAGUAAAAUAUACAUUUGUAUUUUCUGAUAGUUAGAAUCUGAGAGUGUUAAAUGAAAUAUUUUGACAUACCAUUAUUGAAAUAAGCAUUAAAGAUAUUCAAUAUCCAUAUUUCACUAAAAUAUCUUAUCAUUAUAUAUUUAAUUCAAAUUUAGCAAAUCCUCAUGUUUUAUUUGAUUUAAUUUUACAAAUAAAUCAAGUGGAGAGAAUUACUGUAAGCUGUCUAGCAGUUUUGAAUUAAAUCCACUUGUCUUGAUAUUUGUAUUGUAUGAAUGUUAUACGUAUACGUAUGAAUAUUAUAUGCCACGUAUAUCUUGAUAAAUAGAUAGGUUUAAACCAAUUAUAUCAAAUAAUUGUAUAUAAAAAGAUAAGUUGAUUAUAAAAACAGUUCCAGUUUUUAUACGCCCGAAGGGACGUAUUAUUUUAUGACGCCGGUGUCUGUCUGCCCGUCCGUCCGUUCGUUUGCGAUUUCGUGUCCGCUCUGUAACUCUUGAACACUUUGAAGGAUGUCGAAAAAACUGUUCACCACAUCGAGACGACGUGCAAAUCGCAUGUUUUCGAUGGCUCUGUUCAAUGUCAAGGUCACACGUAGGGUCAAAAGUCAUAUGACUGCUUCGUGUCCGCUCAGUAGCUCUUGAACUGCUUGAAGGAUGUUAAAGAAACUUGGCACAAAACGUUUACCAUAUCAAGACGAUGUCUAGAGCGCAUGAUUUAAAUACCUUCGGGCGUAUAUUGCUCCGAACUGCGGCGCUCUUGUUUAGUUGUAGUACCUAUUUGUACUGGGUUUAGCCAUAUAUCUAUCAUGUGUAUACUAUUUUAAACAUAUUGCAUGGUACUGAUAAUACAAUGUCAUACAAACCUGUUGUUUGUAUGUUUAAUUAAACUAUGUAUGAGAAAAAAAUUCGGUACUAAAAAUACGACAUUUUGGUUUAGUGUAUCUUUUCAUGAAGAAAGCAUGUGUAGCACAGUUAUGCAUGAAAUGGAACGUAUAGUAUACGUAUAAUUUUCAGCAUUCCUUGGUUGUUAGAGAAAUUGAUAUAUGGACUGUUUAACGGUGUAUUUAUUUCACAGUUUAGCAGUUUUGCAAUUUUUAUCAAUUAUUACAUGAAAAAAAUGCAAAUACUGCUACGGACAGUAAAAAGAUUUUGAUAUUGUUUUUACAACAAAGCUCCAUAGCAUAAAACAUAAAUAUAACAUUGGAAAAUACGUAAGGCAAGUAACUAUCAUUGCUGGAAUGCUAUUCAUUAUCGUUUACCUUUCUUGAGUCUGCAAUGAUGCAUGUUUGUAAGGAACAUUGACGAUGACUUUAUCAGUAAUGUACUAUUGCAUUGACAAUAGGAAGCGUGUUUUAAUGUUUGAUUCAUAACUGCUAUGCGAUUGCCAUAAGGUUAUGACUUUUCGUUUUAUGUCUAUCGCGUUUUUGUUUGAUGUGUUUUCUGUAGUGUCAUAGCAACACCAGUUUGUAGAAUUUCAACUGUUUAGGUUCUAAAUCAGCAGUUUCAUUUAGCAUGUGGAUAUGUUCAACGAAUGACAUUUGAAGACUGAUUGAUAUUAUGAUUUAUGAUGAUAUAAUGGUUGAGACAGGCUAGUAGACAGUCUUGAGUAAUGUCUCAAGUAAUGUGCAUGCAAAAAAUAUACAAAAAAAGCUUCGGUUUUAAAAAAGGGAAUAGAAUUUUUUACACAAUUUUCAUACGAAAAUAUGUCAAAGUAUCUAUUUCAGUUACAAACACUAUUUUUUUAGUUUCUGGAUUGAAUUCUCAAAAUGUGUGUAUCGUACUAACAAUUAUGCAUACGAGAUAUUAUUCCUGUCGAAAGCCAUAUGAGCAUGACUAAUUGAUAUUGCUUAUUUAGAAUUUGUAUGUUGCAGAGAAAUGUAAACUAUUUAAACUGCAAUGUCAAAUGUUGUGUACUUAAAAAGGACAUCCACUUAAUACUAUGUAUCUGCUUUAUUUUGACAACUAAUAGAAUACUUAAUUUUUGCACAUGUUAUAUACAUUUAUGUUCAAAUAUUUUCAAACAAGUAAAUGUUGAAAAUGCAGUCGUACAUUUAAUAUUUGUAUUUAUAUGUUAUUAUUUUAUAUCAGCUUUUUCCUUUUCCAAGGUCGUGUAUAACGCUAAAUGAAUUGUUUUCGCCAAAUCUUUAAACGUUAAAAUCUGUUUUGUUAUGUUAAGAAAAUACAUUAACCUAUACAUCUUUGAAACGGUAUUUUAAACAAACAAAAUUUAUCAUAGCUUUUACAUAGAAAAAGAUAUAUGUCACUGAAAGAAAUUAAAUGUCUUACCCAUUAUACGUUUUUGGACAAAGCUUCUAGUAUGGGUACCUUCCCGUACCCAUAAAUUUACUGCAUUAGAUCUAUACACUGUUCCUUGCUUGAUAGAACCAUGUCACAAAUUGUUGGUUUUUGUUUAAUUCCACGACAUUUUCAUAUGGUUAUAGGGUUAAACCUCUUUGACAACACAUAAUGGGACAUUAAAUUGAUUUGAAGAUGGAUAUCACAAUUAAGUAACUUUCAAGCUGGGAAUACUGAAUACUGCAUAAAAUACAGUAACACUUUUAUAUAUAUAUGAUCUCCAUUAGCUGAAACACUUGACCACAUAUUGAAGAUGGGCAGACACUUUAUUCCAUUUAGUGACCUUUAUUAUUUUGUAGCAACGAUAAUUGUUACCAGUUUUGUCUUAUAAAUGUGUAGGUUUACAUAUCUUAAAAGCAAAUCUCGCAUAAGUUUUCAUAAAGUGCUAUAAGCUACUUUAAAAGACAUUAGUUAGCCUUUCUAGCUAUUCAAUUUUUUUUUGUAAUGCAUGUUACAUAGAUAAAGUAAAUGAUACAUUUAAUAACUAGUAUAAUAUAAACAGUUGAAUAAUA
Messenger RNA from Mercenaria mercenaria, 8598 nucleotides. Its product is annotated as T-cell-specific guanine nucleotide triphosphate-binding protein 2-like. NCBI's taxonomy places the organism in Eukaryota, Metazoa, Mollusca, Bivalvia, Venerida, Veneridae. The coding region runs from base 198 to 1526 and encodes 442 amino acids. Gene Ontology annotation, cellular component: membrane. Gene Ontology annotation, molecular function: GTP binding. The transcript is spliced from 4 exons. The record is from RefSeq and is a predicted model, not a curated record.